AGAUAUAGCAAGCAGAAUGCAGGUGUAGCAAACAGGAUGCAGGUGUAGCAAGCAGAAUGCAGGUGUAGCAAGCAGAAUGCAUGUGUAGCAUGCUGCCUGCAGAUCUUGCAUGCAGAUGUUGCAGUCAAUAUUCUGGUCUGGGUUUUGAUUAAACAAGUGAAGGUUUUAUAAUUAUGGAGGAAGCAACAUGUGAAAGAAUCAUGAAGAAACUGGAUAUGGUGAUAAGCCAGGACUCGCUCUUAGAUGAAUUUGAUAUAGUAUUUUCACCUGGAGAAGUGAAUCGUUCACCUGUCAUCCACGUGGAACACAAGCUUGGUCUAGAGUCAUGGUGUGUCAAGCAUGUUUAUGCUUAUGCAUAUUCCAAGAUCCUUGAAGCUAAGCACUCUAAAAGACAAGAAGAUGUUGCUUUGUUUCUCCGUUGGACACAGUUCUGUUUGCUUAUUGCUCCAGAGGUUGCAACAUUCUGGAAUGUACGGAAGAUGUUUCUCCGCCAGGGUCAUCUUGGGGUGGAUGCUGAUCUGCAUCUUACAAAACUCAUACUGUCUAGAAAACCAAAGUGCAUGCAGGUGUUUCAGCAUCGAAAAUGGAUGUUUAGCAAUAUUUUAAUGAAAGAUUUGCCUCGACAAGCAAAUGGAACCCAUGAUUUCAAUGAGGACAACCGUAAUGGUAAUGUUGAUCUUGGGAACUCAGUGUAUGUUAAACAGUUUCUUUUUUCUGAACUAAAUAUCUGUGCAUGGACAGCUGAUAAACAUCAAAACAACUAUCACUCAUGGAAUCACAGAUUAUGGGUACUACAGCAAUUUGGCAGCCUUGUUGGAUUUGCAGAUGUCUGCAGAUCAGAAUAUGAAACAAGCCAUAGCUGGAUUAGUAUUCAUGUAAGUGAGCACAGUGGCCUCCACUACCUCCAGUAUCUACUUGACUCAAUUGUCUCUUUUGUGACUGAAGCAAAGGUUGAGAUUAUGGAAAUCGUUCCAUGUGUAGAUAGUUUGGAAAGGCUGUAUGAAAAGGAGUUGGAGUUUAACCGUGACCUGAUUGAAGAAUACAGAGAUCACGAGGCACUCUUCUGUCAUCGGAGAUUCUUGUUGACUCGUCUGAGAGAUCUUUGUUCUUCACCCCAACGAACCUGUUCCCCUCCCUCUCCUGCCAUGAAAAGAUCGUGUGUUGAAACAGUCAACAGUGCAUGGAGUGCUGUUCUCCUUGGUGAGAGAGACCUUAUAAACAGAUGUCUGCAGACCAGUUCAUACCAAAAAACUCUUGGUGAAAAACAUGCUCAAUGGCUUAAUAAUGUAGUUGGUAUUUAAAAGCUUUUAUUCUAAUCUCUUCACUAAAUGCAUAAAAUUAUCAAUUACGAGUUUAUAAUUUAAAAAACAAUGUGAUCAUAUUGUAACUUAAUGAAAGAGAUCUUUUCUUCAUUCCUUUAAAAUUUUUAAACAGUUUCAAUUUGAUUUUUACUAACUGUGAUAAGAGUGAGAUAGCCUGUCCUUAUUUCUGUAUAUAGGUAAUAUUUGUACAGUACUUCAUGUGAAGUUGUUUUACUGUUGACAAGUAGUGAUAAAAAUGACUCAAGAAAUCAUAUUCUUUAUUUAUAUAGGUACAUGACAUUUCAUUCACAUGUAGUGAACUGUCUCAAGUGAAUUUAGGAAACAAAAGACACGCUUGUACAUAUAGCAGGGAGAAGGUUAGUGUGUUAGGUGGAGGUCAAGAAGUGGCCACUGCAUUCAAUAUUAUAUACUAGAAUAGGGCACGUGGGUCAUUAUUAUGUGGAGAUAACUUUAUUGCCUCUCACAUGUCUGCCAGUAAUAAGAUAUUUUAGGGAACAGAUGGUCUAUUAUUUGUAUUAUCUUAAGUAAUAUGAGGAACUUAUUUAUUGCUACAAAUUUUGGUGAGAACUUUACAUGCACACAUUUACAAUUUUUAGAUUUAUUAAUAUUGUAAUUACAUCUUUAAAUAUAUA
Messenger RNA from Cherax quadricarinatus, 1954 nucleotides. The record is from RefSeq and is a predicted model, not a curated record. Lineage: Eukaryota; Metazoa; Arthropoda; Malacostraca; Decapoda; Parastacidae.